AUGGAUGAAACCGAUGAGGAAAAUGAAAUUGCCUCAGUAGACUGUGGACUAACUGGAGUUGAGGUGUAUGCGGCCAUUUUUAGUGAUAGAUUUAGAGAUGCCUGUAGCCAUGGUGAUGUACAAAUGAUGUCAUCCAUCUUGGAUGACUUGAGUCAGGCAGAUCAGGUCGAGCUCAUUCACAGGUUGUCAUUUCCCUUCGGCCCGCCUAUUUUUGAGGCCAUUUCGUCGAGUCAGAUUAACGCUGUCGAAUUUAUAUUAGAAAAAGGGUACAACAUUGAGACUGAGUAUGAAAUUGAUAUCAAUAUGCCAAUCUUACUGAAAGAUAAAUGUACAGCCCUCUGUGUGGCAUGUGCCUGUGGGGACAUAGAUAGUGUUAAAAUCCUUCUCAAGCACAAUGCAGACGUCAAUCAUGUUUCACUGAAUGCCACACCCAUCAUAUAUGCCAGCCAGUAUAAUAACGUAGAGUUGGUUUCACUGCUGCUGUCACAUGGAGCUGAUGUCAACUUAAUGCCCACUAGCUACAGUUCACAGAUCGUUUUUGUUCCUUUAUUUCAAGCAUGCAUGAAUGGCCACAGUGAGACUGCUGAAUUGCUCAUGGAGAAAGUUGAAAACAAGAUUGGAGUUGAAAGGAAGAUUUGUUAUUUAGGCUUGCUGGGAGCUCAGUGUAUCAACAAUUAUGAAGACUUCGAGAGAGGGGUGAUGUUCUGGAAAACUGCUCUUCAAUCAUUAGCUGAAUUAUGUCAAACGGAGUUAAUUAGUAGUAACAUAAGAUCAAGCGAUUCGGAGAUGAUGCAAAAAUUAAAAAAGUUCUAUGCUGAUAGCUCCAAACACACUGUCAUUAAUCACAUCUCAUUUCAAGGGGUAAAUAAUUCAAAACCAGUUGACAAAGCUGACCCUCCCACAGAGUUCAACAUAACAUCCCCACUCUACGAGUCUGCAUUCAAAGACAUGCAACUCUGCUCCACUUUGGAAGAACUUGAAACGCUUUCAAAGGACAAAAAGAAGUUAACACUCCAAGCUCUGCUGGUUCUUCAAGACAUCCUGGGCCCGUCCCAUUCUGAAACAGUUGCCAGCAUGGAUAAAGCAGCCAAGACCUUCAUGGAACUCGGUGAUUUAGAAUUUUCAUGCAAAAUUCUUCUCUAUGGAGCAGAGUCUAAUGAUAAAAAUAACAUAACUGAAAAAACUAGUCAAUAUUGUAGCUUACUGGCUGAAAAUUUGCUGAAAUGUAUAUACGGUGACGAAGGACAACGAAAUUUCAUAAACUUUUCUUCUCUUAAGUUCAUUAUUUUUGCUACUUUGGAAUUAAUAAUAAAGGGUAUGGUCAGGAUUCAAAAAAAUGUUUUUCUUCAAGAUUCUAACCUCAGUGAAGGUUCUCAGAUCUUCCACGCUUAUGCGCAACCAGGCUUCAAAUGCGUUUUCACCAUAAGAUUGUUUACUGAAUUGGUCGAAAGUUUCAUGGCUCUGUUGAGAACACUGUUUGAUAUCUUGCCAAGCCAAGCUUGUCAAUAUAAUGAAAAUGAUGAUAAAAUUAUGACAGAAUUAAAACGGUCGGUUUCUUCUUUGAUAUCUUUGUGCCACAAAACGACUCCUCCCUUCAGUAAAUUCAGUCUGGAGUCUGAAAUGAUGAAAAUUGCGGUUUGUGGCGACCAUUCUGCACUUUCUACGCUCUACUUUCAUCAGGGUGAAUUAUUUCCCAAUUUGGUAGUUUUAGAUUUUUUGCUGAUUUGUGGAAUUUCGACGAAUUGCGUAGAUUUUCAGGGGGAGACACCACUUCAUCACGGCAUCGAUUGUUCCUAUCCUAACCGCGAGGUUAUCAUCAAGUUGUUGGAAUACGGAGCUGACGUUGAUAUCUGCAAUCGACAAGGCAUUACUCCUUACAAGAUGCUGUUCCAAACUCCGAAAUUAAAUAUAAAUCCGUUUAAUUAUAUGACAUUAAAAUGUCUGGCGGCUACCGCCAUUAUUAAAUACCACAUUCCUUACAACGGCGAACUACCUAAAUUGGUUGAAUCUUUUGUAUCCAUGCACAGCAUGCCAAGAAUUCAACUUUUAUUUAAAAAGAACCAAACAGUUUGA
Helobdella robusta is the source of this 2073-nucleotide messenger RNA. RefSeq lists its product as hypothetical. The coding region runs from base 1 to 2073 and encodes 690 amino acids. The transcript has 4 exons. Gene Ontology annotation, molecular function: protein binding. The record is from RefSeq and is a predicted model, not a curated record. NCBI's taxonomy places the organism in Eukaryota, Metazoa, Annelida, Clitellata, Rhynchobdellida, Glossiphoniidae.